UGUGUCCCCGUUGUAGUCCCGGAAGUGGGUGCAGAGCAAAGCUAAAACCGGGAGUUUAUGGGAUGUCUUCGUUAUCCCGUUUAUUCACUGUCUUGAUUAUAGUUCGCUAAACAUAAGGAGAAUCCAUUUCCAGAAAAUAAAAUGGAGCAAGAAUUUUAUAGCUUAAAGGAGCAGCUUUUGGAGAAAGAUAAGGAGAUAGCUGUUCUAAAGGAUAAACUAGCACGAUUACAGAAGGUAAAUUCUAUCGACAUGCAAGAAAAUGUCAGUCCGCUGCCACCCCUGAAAGCGAAAGCGACUCUGUCAAACGAAGAAAUAAUGCGGUACAGCAGACAGCUCCUCCUUCCAGAGCUUGGUGUGCAAGGACAGCUACUCCUGUCUCGCACGUCGGUGCUGGUGGUCGGAUGUGGCGGACUGGGUUGCCCCCUGGCGCAGUACCUGGCUGCGGCUGGCAUCGGGCGUCUGGGUCUUCUGGACUACGACGAGGUGGAGCUGAGUAACCUGCACAGACAGGUGCUUCACGGAGAAGACACGCAAGGGAAACCCAAAUCCCUGUCAGCCGCGCAGGCCGUCGGAAGGCUGAACUCCGCGGUGCAUUGUGUGCCGUACCACCUGCAGCUCUCUCCCGACAACGCGCUGCGGCUCAUUCAGCAGUACGACAUUGUGGCUGACUGCUCGGACAAUGUGCCCACGCGUUACCUGGUGAACGAUGCUUGCGUUCUGAGCGGGAAGCCUCUGGUGUCCGCCAGCGCCCUGCGGAUGGAGGGACAGCUGACAGUAUAUAACUACCGUGGAGGGCCUUGCUACAGGUGCUUGUACCCUGUGCCCCCGCCCCUGGAGACGGUAACCAAUUGCUCCGAUGGAGGGGUCUUGGGCGUCGUGCCAGGGAUUAUGGGCUGCUUCCAAGCCCUGGAGGUUCUGAAGAUCGCCUCUGGCCAGGGAUCGUCCCUCGGGCAGCAGCUGCUGAUGUUCGAGGCCCAGACGUCCCGUCUCCGCUCAAUCCGACUCCGUUCCCGGCAGACGGAGUGCGUGGUGUGUGGGGAUAGACCAACCGUCACUGAGCUGCAGAACUACGAGGAGUUCUGCGGAUCUGCUGCUACGGACAAAUGUCGCAGACUCACCCUGCUUUCCAGUGAACAGAGGAUAUCUGUCCAGGAAUAUAAGGAGAUUGUGGAUAGUGGGAGACCCCACCUCUUGCUGGACGUUCGCCCCCUAGUGGAAGUGAACAUUUGCCACCUGCCCUUUUCUCUCAAUAUUCCACUUGCAAGCUUAGAGGACAGGAAAGCAGAAGAUAUGCAGAAGCUUAAAGAGAAGAUAUCAGACUCCAAACAGCAGACAGAGAUGAGCAUUCCUGUGUACAUCAUCUGCAAGUUGGGCAACGACUCUCAGAAGGCGGUCCAGGUCCUGGAGCAAAUGUCCGGCGUGGACACUGAGAAUGUGACGGUGAAGGACAUCUGCGGAGGCUUGAUGGCAUGGGCUCAGAAGAUCGACCCGAGUUUCCCGCAAUACUGACUCCGGGCAACCUGUGCAGAAAGGCCGGGAAAUGUGGUUAAAUUUACGCUAACAGUGACUCCCAUAUACUAACUGCAGUCUAUUAAUCUUUAACUCCAUUUAGCUGCAGGUUUCCAGUGCAGAUGUGUUAAUGCCUGUCAGUGGAAAGGUAACACUCAGGAACAGUCAAUCAGGCUGCCAUCUUAGCACCCGCAACACAGUGGAACUGUCAAUAUUUACAAAUUUUGCAUGUCCAAUGAUCUUUUGAUGUAGCAGUUGUUAAUUCAUUGGGGGAGGGGGGUAAUAGGAAUUUUGUGAGGGUGGGAAGUUUUAAAGAGCAUCAUGAAUGCAAGAAUAACUGCUACUUAAGAGUUUUUAUAUUGUGUUUGCAACUUUCUCGUCUUCUCUGCUGUUAAGUUUCUCCAUUGUUUAUCAGUCAUAUAUUAAAAAUAUACAGGAACCUAAA
Paramormyrops kingsleyae is the source of this 1954-nucleotide messenger RNA. NCBI's taxonomy places the organism in Eukaryota, Metazoa, Chordata, Actinopteri, Osteoglossiformes, Mormyridae. The record is from RefSeq and is a predicted model, not a curated record.